Molecule: messenger RNA, 1137 nt
Organism: Aureobasidium namibiae CBS 147.97
Lineage: Eukaryota; Fungi; Ascomycota; Dothideomycetes; Dothideales; Saccotheciaceae
Product: Dehydroquinate synthase-like protein
Exons: 1
Coding region: 1-1137 (378 amino acids)
Cellular component (GO): mitochondrion
Molecular function (GO): alcohol dehydrogenase (NAD+) activity; metal ion binding
Source: RefSeq, a predicted model, not a curated record
AUGACCGAAUCAUCGCAAUCCGUGCUAUCCGGCCUGUGGAAGCCAACCCACCUCGAGCACCUCUUCUACGGCUCCGACUGCGUAGCCAAACAUCUACUCGAGUGCCUUCCGAACCAAAACUCCAAAGCUUUCAUCAUCACCGGCGCCUCGCUCGCGAACAAGACCUCUCUCGUCAAGUCCGUCGAAUCGCAAUUGGGAGCCCGCCACGCCGGCACCUUCUCCAACAUCAAGCAACACGCCCCCGUAGCCGAGCUCGACAAAGCAACAGAUGCCGUGCGCCAAGACUCCAGCAUCGACACCAUCAUCAGUAUCGGUGGCGGCUCCCCCAUCGACAGCGCAAAAGCAAUUUCCUACCGCUUGAACGAAAAGUCCGGUCGUUUCCUGCACCACGUCGCCAUCCCUACAACCUUGUCAGCAGCAGAGUGCACUUACAACGCAGGAUAUACAGAGAAGAAUGGACAAAAGACAGGUGUUGCGCACAAGGAAUGCGCUCCCCACGCUAUCCUCUACGACUCCAGAUUCGCUCUCGAAACACCCGAAAAGUUAUGGAUGAGCACUGGACUCCGAGCAUUGGAUCACGCAGUAGAAUUGCUCUACCAUCCCACUGCCACAGAGCUUCCUUGUCGACAGAUGGCUCUGAUCGCUGCCCAUGAUCUCUUCACUUACCUGCCCAAAUACAAGUCCAACCCCAAGGACCAAGAUGUCAUUACAAAACUGCAACUGGCUAGUUUUGCAUCCCUGGGUUUCAUGGGUUUGAAUAUCAAGGGUGGGCUUGGACUCAGUCAUGUGUUAGGUUAUGCCCUUGGUUCUCCCUACGGUAUCCCCCACGGCAUAACUUCCUGCAUGACUCUAGGUCAUGUGGCCAAACUCAAGGCUUCCACCGAUGCAUCCGCUGCUUCCCAACUCGCUCGUCUAUGUCCCUUCAUCGGCGUAACCAAGACUGGCGAUGACAAGAAAGAUGGUCAAGCAGUAGGCGAUGCGAUUUUGAAGCUUGUAGAGGACUUGGGCCUGAAGAGUACAUUGACCGAAUACAAAGUUGAUGAGAAAGAGGCACAUACCGUCACAAAGAUUGCUACCAGAUCUGAGAGCGGCGAGCUCUACGAUCAGGUCAACAAGCUUGUCAAGGGCUUGUGGUGA